AUGCUGAGCCCGACUUUUGUUCUGUGGGAUUUGGGGUAUCCCUUAUAUACCUAUGGCUCCAUCUUCAUUAUUAUCCUAAUUAUCUGGCAAGUGAAAAAGAGUUACCAUGGAUUAACAGAACACAAAAGGAGCUGCUGCCGGCGUCACUGGAAAGUCAAACGAAGGGCUAGAUAUGCAGUAUCAAGAGCUAGGAGGCUUUCCCGGAAAGAAGCUGAGAAGCCGUGGGAGCUGCUCUCUAUCAUGAGAAGCCAGGGCUGGCUUCCUGAGGAGGGGAGUGUGCGGCGGCUCCUGUGUGCUGAUCCCUGCUGCCAGACCUGCAAUGCCGUGGCUCUGGAGAUUCAGCAGUUGGUGGUGGGUGGCCCCACUUCACAGGGGUCAUCGCAGGGCUCCUCUUGCCUAGAGGUUUUGUCCACAUCUAAUGUGUCUUUUGAACAGAGUCUGGAGCAUCACUGCCCACACUCCAAAGACUUUGCACUUCCGUCUGCAACCCUCACAGUGUCACAGAAAUCCUUAACCCAGUCAACUGGUGCAGCCAGCAUCUAUGAUUACUGGGCUGAACACCUCAAGCUAAGGCAGGGAUUUCAAGUGCUAGAGGUGCCCGGGGGCCCAGAGACUAUGUUUUCUUCAGGGAUUGAAGAACCUAGCGUUUCAGUGAACUUGCAGGAGGUGAUGCAGAGCAACCUCAGCCUUGUCUAUGGGAACCAAGGCCAGCAGCCCUUAAAUUCCCAGGUCUCUCUGCUGACCCUGAACCGAGAAAUUACUACCCUGACACAUCCUAUGGCCUUGCAGGUGGUCAGUGUCCUCCCUCCCCACCUGCCGUUCCUGAGUCCUGAAGUCUUGAGGCUUCUAGAGGUACAUGUAAAAAAAUGGAUGCAUUUCCAGAGGUGGGGGCUCCCCAGACGUGUAGAAGAGUCCCUGAGGCAGCUUAUGCCAAAUCCACCAUUAUUUUACCAACCUAUGUAUAACCAACGCGUGUCUUUCCUUCAGAAUGGUACUUCUCAGUUCUCUGUUGAGAAAUCUGGGACCAUUUCAUAUCAGAACUGGCGUUCAUGUAUGGCUGGCCAGCCUACCCAGGCCUUCUGGGUUUCUGAAUGGUCCGUAAUGGACUCAGAACAAAGACACUGCUACCAGCAAACCCCAAACCGUAUGGCUCUUGCCUUACCCUCUUCAGCCCUUAAAGAAUUAAAUUAUCUUUGUAUAAUGCCAGGGCAACAGGCUGAUGCCUCAGUGGGCCAUGUGCAGCCAAAAUACAGCCAGCUAUACUGUGGUCUCCCUUCUCUGCACAGUGAGUCCCUGGUUGACACCUUCUUGGGUUCUCAAGGCCUCUCCAUGAAUGAGAGCGUGUCCAAGCCCCCCUUGAAGGAUCCUUUUAUCUUCAAGGAACUCUCCUUCCUCCCUCUGCUACCUGAAACUCCACCUCAGUCAGCUCCACCCUCUUCUCUGUCUUCUCAAAAUGGGGUUGCUCCACCUGACCACCACCAAGCUCCGAUCAGUGUCCCAUUUCUGACUCUGGAUGAAUGUGAAGCCUUGGAGUGGCACCUGCUGCAGAGGCAGCUCCAGCUUCAGUGGAACGUGCCAGAUGUUUUCCAGAGAGAUCAACACACCCAGAGCCCUGUGCAGUACAAGCCCUGUGACAAAGUCCAGUCUUCUGAGACUGUGAAAACUUCCUGGCUAGGGCAGCCCGUCUCAGUCCUCACAAGGGAGCUACCCUUCCCACAACAGCAUGCCAGGAGGCUGCUGGGAUUCCACCUCCAGAGGCGGUUGAUUCACCACCGCUGGGGCCUGCCCAAGAAGGUCCAGCAGUCCAUUCAGUUGCUCCUGUCCCCUGCUGACCAGCAGACGAUGUCCUGGAGCAGCACAGCCCUGGACAGUGUGAAUGGCCCCCAGCCUACAUCUCUAGAGGACACUGGGGCUGGUGACCCAUUCUCACCCAUGGCGGACCCAGAGUCAGUCCCCAUGCCACACCUGUUUGAACAGGCCAAGGCAAUAUUGCAGAGCCAUAUCGACUCCAAAUCCGGGCAGAUUCACCAGGGCAAUGUCCCUACCUGUGUAUGUAGCUCUUGGGAGUGCAUGAUUCCUGGCAGCCUGGAAGUGGCUUCCUUCACCCGCAUCCCAGAAAGCAAGCCUCUGGAACUACAAGCAGCAACUGACCCGGGCCUACAGCAGAAAGUUACAUCCUGGAUGCCAACGGCCCUUGAUCAGCAGCAGCAAGCCUCACCAGAUGCUGUCACUGAACAUCCUAAGCUGCCCCAAGCCCUGUCCAAGGGAGUCAUUGAGAAACUGGAGACAAGUUUACGUCACAAAUAUCUGGCCUUCUUGUCAGGGCUGCCUGCUCUUUAUUAUGUGGCUCUCUCCAGGGCCAUGGACCCAGCAUUUACUUCCCAAGCUGAGGUCACAGAGGUGGCUCCUGAGCCUAUUGAAUUCCCAACAGAACCUCUGGCUCAGAGGACCUCACCUGAAGAGAAGGGUCUAAGUCAGAGUCUGAGUCCUGGGCCAGGCUUUCAAGAUGCCAACAAGGCUUGUGCAGACAUUGCAGAUGAAGUCCAGGCUGAAGUGCAAGUGGAAGGAGUAACUGAGACAGUGCCUCUAGAAAGUCAGACAGAGCCUAGGAGGCCCUGCUCACUUGGGGAACACAUUUUGGCCAAACUAAAUUUCCAUCUGAGAAAGAAGAUCCUAGAGAUGCAACUGGGAAUUCCCAUAAAGGUAAGGGAGUCUAGGGGACAAAUUGUAGCACCCUCAGAGGACAUAUACGCACAGGAGCCUCUAGGGAAUCUAAACAACCAAGGAAACACACUGCUCCAGGAACUCCCCAUCCCACCAGAUACGCCACGUGCCCCAGAUCCAGAAUGGCUCCACCUCAAACAACAACUGGGCCCUGAGUUAAAGGCAGUGCAUCAGAAACAGAAGCAACCCAGUUCCAGUGCAGUACCCCACAGUUCUGUCCACUGUGCCUCUAAUAUCUCGCAACCCAGUGGGAAUAUGACAGAGGCCCGGGUGCUUUGUGUUCAGCUAGAGGCCACUGUGAACAACCCCAGCCUGGAGGAGUCCUGGAGCUCUGAGCCCCAAAGCCCCGACAAGCGCAAGGUCUCAGGCCAAGUCCCCACACUGGCAGAAAAGAGAGAGCAGCCAGGCAAAUCCAAAUUGGCCGGGGACCAUGGGGAAGGGGAUGCUGGGUUUGCAACCUCCUCCACAAGAGAAAAAAGCCCCUCUGCUGAAGCCCGGAGGCCAGAAGGGAUGCUUCUGAACAGGACACCUCGCAGCCCCCGGCAACGGCGACGUCGCUUUCACCCUGACGCUCCCUGUCAACACAGUCCCCAGCAUCGCCCUCAGCGUAAACUCCCAGAGCUAGCUCCUGGAGUCCCUAGGGGGAAAGAGUCUGAGAAGAAUGACCUGCAAGACAGUCAAGUCAAACUCAAUGUCAUCCUCAAACCAGCAAGGGUUCCUGAGAAUGCCCAGCCUGUGGUGCCCCAGGCGUCACAGGGCCAGCCUUUCCUGGGCCAGCUCAUUCCGGGUAAGCCAUUGCGGGGCCAGACUUUACAAGGUCAGGUUUUUCAGGGGCAGGUGAUGCAAGGCCAUACUCACAAGAGGCCCAGCCUUCCACAAUCUAGCUUGAAAAAUAAGAUGAAAUCUUUUCUGCGCUGUAUUAACCCCAAGACCAAAGGCAAAGGGCAUGAGGAAUCCAUGUCUUCCACAUCUGAGAAAGUGGCCAACACCAGAAAAGAAAAUGCUGCAAAGAGUCUGGUUCCAGCCAAAAGUCCCAAGGGGCGAGCUAAGACAGAAAAGACAAGAGGGGACCCUAAAGCCCAAUUUUUGCCCACUGAGAAGAAGGUGGGCUUGACCCUCUUGGAUGUUACGCACUCCCCAGACCGUAAGCUCCGGCACCUCUCCCACUCCCAUCAACUCCACUCUGCCUCAGUCCUGGGCCCCCCCCGCCACUGCCCUCGGCACAGUCCUCGAGUAGCUUGUGCCACUCAGCUAGGGAACCCACCCUAA
Molecule: messenger RNA, 3993 nt
Organism: Hippopotamus amphibius kiboko
Lineage: Eukaryota; Metazoa; Chordata; Mammalia; Artiodactyla; Hippopotamidae
Gene: SPATA31F1
Product: SPATA31 subfamily F member 1
Exons: 4
Coding region: 1-3993 (1330 amino acids)
Source: RefSeq, a predicted model, not a curated record